This is a messenger RNA of Nelumbo nucifera (sacred lotus), 747 nucleotides long. NCBI's taxonomy places the organism in Eukaryota, Viridiplantae, Streptophyta, Magnoliopsida, Proteales, Nelumbonaceae. The record is from RefSeq and is a predicted model, not a curated record.
AUGCGGUUUGGAAACUUAGGAUUUGCUUCUCCUUCUUCUCUUCAAAGAACUUCAUUAGUUUGGAUCAAACCUCCUCAUUUGCACAUUAAAAUCAAUACUGAUGGAGCAUGGUCUCCAUCAAAAGCUGCAGUUAGUGUCAUUGCUCGAGAUGAAUUUAGAUCACUCCUGGUUGCCAAAGUCUUGUUGGUGAAGAGUUUUUCUCCCAUUGAAUCUGAAUUUAAAGCAAUUCUAGAGGGUCUUCAACUAGCAAAAUCUUUCAUCUUGGACCCAAUUAUCAUAGAAAGUGAUGCUAAAGUUGCUCUUCAAGUAUUCAAUUCUGUGACCCGAGAUCUCCAUGGAAGUAUAGCAUACAUUGAGACAGCUCAAGAAAUCUGGAAAGACCUUGAAGAUCGGUAUUCACAGGGCAACGUUUCGAGAAUCCACCAGUUGAAACGUGACAUCGAGCUCUUGAAUCAGGGUUUGAUGAAUGUAGCUGCAUAUUUUGCAAAACUGAAGGGACUAUGGGAUGAGAUGUAUGCCCUCAUUCUUGAACCUGUCUGCAUUUGUGGCGCGACCAAAGAUUAUGUGGCAGAAAGAGAACGGGAAAAAUUGUAUCAGUUUCUCAUGGGAUUGAAUGACAACUUCAAUUCUAUUCGAUCCAACAUACUGGCUAUUGAACCAGUUCCUGGAAUCAAUCGUGCUUAUGCGUUGAUCAUCCAAGAAGAACGACAUCAAUCGGCAGCUUCACAUCGUAUUGUUCAAAUCUGA